UUAAGUUCCCUCGGAGAGCGACUCGAAUACCUUUGUUUGAAAACGCUAUUGCGUUUCCGUGAAUUCAAUCAAAGUCAACAACGUCAUUACGACUAUCGGUGGUAUUUAUCGAUAAAAACGGUGUAAUUAUCGCGAACUGUCUUUUUUUCUCCCCCACGAUAAUUGCAUUUUAAUGAGUCUUUAAGAGACUCGAUGAAAAUGUUUUACUUUAGGAGAACUCUACUUCUAAUAUUUUGUGGGAUAUGUUACGUAGUAGCAUCAUCCAAAGAGGCUUUGGCAGGCCCAGCAUUCAGCCAAACAUAUACAGUGAAAGGGACUUUGUACAUACCAUAUGCGGAAAUUCGUGAGCCUUUUUAUGCGUGGUACGACGGUACCAGUGGAUCAAGUCGGAUUGAUUACUAUGGAGGAAUGGUCAAAACCUAUCAACUGUCACACAAAGAACAGUAUGGAGCCAGCAUAAAAAUAGCACCUGUUACUACAGAGUCUGUCAUUAAUGAGGAUACGUGUCUUCAAGUGAAUGGCACUAAAGACAUGAAGAUAGAGCCUCAAAGUAUCCUCCCAGAUACACACGAGAUGAAGUGCAUUGGGGAAGAGAUGAUAAACGGGCUGAUGUGCGAAAAGUGGCGACUUGUACAAGAGAUCGGAGAGAAAACAAAUAAAUAUACACUCUGGAUACGCUAUAAGAAAUCACCCCGUGUCCCGCAACUAAAAGAACCUAUUCCUGUAAGAUACGAAAUGCGUGGAUUUAAUAGCCUUUUAGGUUCGCAUUACGAUCAUUAUUAUUUGGAUUAUGAUUGGUACUCCUCCGAAACACCCAGCUCGGAUGUCUUUAAAAUUACGGAAAACACCACAUGUGCCAGUUUCCCGGGUCCGGGGGAAAAUCACAUAUAUACUUUUAAUCCAAUGCGCGAGUUCAUUCACAACUACGAGGGUCAUGUGGACGAAGCGUUCGAUAACUUCAAAACGACCCACAAGAAACAUUACAGCAAUGACUUGGACCACAAGAGUCGCAAGGAAGUAUUCAGACAGAACAUGAGAUUUAUCCAUUCUACAAACCGUGCCAAUUUGGGCUAUCAGUUGAACGCGAAUCACUUAGCAGAUCGCACUGAUCUCGAGAUGAGGGCUUUACGAGGCAAACAAUAUACCAAAGGUUACAAAGGCGGAGCACCAUUCCCGCACGAUAUCGAAAAAGAGAUUGCAGAUGUUCCUGAUUCUGUAAACUGGGGACUGUAUGGUGCUGUGACACCAGUCAAAGAUCAGUCCGUUUGCGGUUCUUGCUGGAGUUUUGGUACUACCGGAGCGGUAGAAGGUGCAUAUUUCAUGAAGUACAACAAAUUAAUAAGCUUAUCUCAACAGGCUCUUAUCGAUUGUUCGUGGGGUUUUGGGAACAACGGUUGCGACGGUGGAGAGGAUUUCCGUGCGUAUCAGUGGAUCAUGAAGCACGGCUUACCUACCGAGGAGGAUUACGGUGAUUACUUGGGACAGGACGGAUAUUGUCAUAUAAAUAAUGUGACGACGACAGCUAAGAUCACGGGUUACGUAAACGUUACUCCAAGCAGUGUGGAUGCCUUGAAAAUCGCUAUUGCCCUGCACGGGCCCAUUUCCGUUGCUAUCGAUGCUUCCCACAAGACAUUCUCCUUCUACUCUCACGGAGUGUACUACGAUGCAGCUUGCGGUAAUACUGAAGAUAAAUUGGAUCAUGCCGUCUUGGCCAUUGGUUACGGCACUUUGCUCGGAAAAAACUACUGGUUGGUGAAGAAUUCCUGGUCAAAUUACUGGGGCAACGAUGGCUAUAUUCUCAUGGCACAGAAGGAUGACAAUUGCGGUAUUCUUCUUACUCCCACAUACGUUACUAUGUAAGGAUGUUCCUAUUUCUAAGAGCUGGUCGUUCAUCGCACCAGAGGCUCUCUAAUAUUAAUCUAAUAAAAAAAAAUGCGCAAAUAUAUAGGUGAAGUGUCGAGCAUAUUUCAGACUCUCAACUAUGUCUAGCUUACGAUGAACGACGUGAGCUCUGUGAAGUGAAUUUGUUAAAGAUUAUUACUUUCUAUGUGUUACAAAGGAAAAUCUGUAAAAUGUAUAUAUAUAAAGGAAAAUAUAUACAAAAUAUUUCGUAAUUAAAA
Molecule: messenger RNA, 2120 nt
Organism: Dinoponera quadriceps
Lineage: Eukaryota; Metazoa; Arthropoda; Insecta; Hymenoptera; Formicidae
Gene: 26-29-p
Product: digestive cysteine proteinase 1
Exons: 12
Coding region: 193-1860 (555 amino acids)
Biological process (GO): immune response
Cellular component (GO): lysosome
Molecular function (GO): cysteine-type endopeptidase activity
Source: RefSeq, a predicted model, not a curated record